This is a messenger RNA of Antrostomus carolinensis (chuck-will's-widow), 1041 nucleotides long. RefSeq names its product T-cell surface glycoprotein CD1b-3. Gene Ontology annotation, molecular function: endogenous lipid antigen binding; exogenous lipid antigen binding; lipopeptide binding. Gene Ontology annotation, biological process: antigen processing and presentation, exogenous lipid antigen via MHC class Ib; antigen processing and presentation, endogenous lipid antigen via MHC class Ib; positive regulation of T cell mediated cytotoxicity. Gene Ontology annotation, cellular component: external side of plasma membrane. The record is from RefSeq and is a predicted model, not a curated record. The transcript has 5 exons. Lineage: Eukaryota; Metazoa; Chordata; Aves; Caprimulgiformes; Caprimulgidae. The annotation marks the transcript as partial.
AUGCAGCCCCCUCGCCUCCUCCUCCUCUUCCUUCUUCUCGUCCUCCCUGGGAUGUGGGCAGAUCCAGAGGGCUCUUAUAAACUCCACAUUUUCGAAACCACCAUCUUUCACAACACCACCCUUGUGGAUGUUUCACUCUGGGCCACCCUGGAGGACAUCAUCUUUGCUACCAUGCAGAAAUACACAGGGAACAUCUUAUACCUCUACCCAUGGGUCUACCAGGCCCUGCCUGCAGCAGAGUGGGAGAACCUGCAAAACCUGUUCAGGAUCUAUGUGCACAACUUCAUCCUGUUCCUGACCGAUGAUGCCAGGCUGUACCAGACACCUUACCCCUUUGUGAUCCAGUGCGCAACCGGCUGCGACUUAUAUCCCAAUGGCUCCUAUACCAAAUUCUAUCAUCUCGCCUACAACGCCCGUGACUUCUUCAGCUUCAACGUGGACAACAUCCGGUGGGAGAGACAACAGGACAGUGAACUGGCAGUGCGAACUGAGAAGCAGUUCAACACCUUCACCGGCCUCUCUGCAAACCUGCAGCACCUUCUUAAUAUCACCUGUGUUGACCACAUGAAGAAAUUCAUCAAGUACGGAAAGGCAGCUCUGGAGAGACAAGAGCCACCCAUGGCCACAGUCUUCGCCCGCGCGCCCAGCCCAGACCAGCUCCUGCUGGUUUGUCGUGUCACCGGCUUCUACCCGCGGCCCAUCAGUGUGGCCUGGCUGCGGGAUGGCCAGGAGGUACCACCAGGUCCGGCUCUUAACACCAGCACCAUCCUGCCCAACGCCGACCUCACCUACCAGCUCCGCAGCAUCCUGGCCGUGGCCCCCCAUGACGGGCACAGCUACGCCUGCCGCGUGCGCCACCGCAGCCUGGGUACUCGCAGCCUCCUCAUCCCAUGGGGCAGCUCCAAGGUAGCUCUCAGUUUUGGCAUCAUCAUUGUGGUGCUGCUCACCGUGGCUGCAGUCCUUACUGGGGCCAUCUGGUACUAUAGGCGCAGGUGAGGUCUCCUUGCCCAGAGGCACCAGCCCCAUCACCUCCAGGCCACG